CGAUAUUGUAACUAUUCUAUUUCAUACAUCACAUUUUCUGUCUCAACUACGGACAACAUUUGCAAAAAGAUUUGCCCAUCUAACCCAUGAUGGAUCCCAACUUUCCUCCUAUCACCAAUGCAGCUAUCGACCAAGCUCAAGUUGCACAAUUCCUUCCUCGAUAUAACACUUUCACUCACAAUAAUCGUAAUCGGAACGAUCCUGCGUCUACAAUAGGCAUCGCAAUUAAGUUGAUAGUGGCUCUUGCCAUCCUUAUUUUUUCCUUGCAAUUGCUCUCGUAUGCGAACCUGAACCGUGGACCAGGCUUCUGGCAACCCGGUCGCAUCUCCGGAGCUUCUCAGCAUUGAAAGGAGAUAAAGCAUGUGUCUUGCUGUGGAAACUGAAGAUGCGGAGAUUAGGGAAAUUGUUGGUUGCUGCCUGUCGUGAAAAUGGGAAGAUGGUAGAUAACUUGUGUCUGUUUCGAAUUGUAUGUCUGAAAAAUUUGGGCGAGUGAGGGGUGUAUAGCUG
Messenger RNA from Mollisia scopiformis, 507 nucleotides. RefSeq lists its product as uncharacterized. The transcript is spliced from 2 exons. The record is from RefSeq and is a predicted model, not a curated record. NCBI's taxonomy places the organism in Eukaryota, Fungi, Ascomycota, Leotiomycetes, Helotiales, Mollisiaceae. Bases 87 to 347 code for a protein of 86 amino acids.